Messenger RNA from Dermacentor silvarum, 2313 nucleotides. It is a transcript of the gene Cdk9, whose product is annotated as cyclin-dependent kinase 9. The coding region runs from base 84 to 1304 and encodes 406 amino acids. Gene Ontology annotation, biological process: protein phosphorylation. The record is from RefSeq and is a predicted model, not a curated record. Gene Ontology annotation, cellular component: nucleus. Gene Ontology annotation, molecular function: cyclin-dependent protein serine/threonine kinase activity; ATP binding. NCBI's taxonomy places the organism in Eukaryota, Metazoa, Arthropoda, Arachnida, Ixodida, Ixodidae. The transcript has 7 exons.
AGUUUCUAACAAACCACACGAGACCUGUGUCAUCUGUGCAUCGAACUGAGCGCGCUGUAUGGCCUUCGUUCUUUGAGAGCGACAUGAGCUCGAACACGAGCACUCAGCAACAGCAGCUCGUGAACAAACUCGAGGAUUUCGAAUUCCCAUACUGCGACGAUGUCGCCAAGUACGAGAAGAUCGCCAAGAUCGGUCAGGGAACGUUCGGCGAGGUGUUCAAAGCCGGACACAAACAGACAAAAAAGCUGGUCGCCCUCAAAAAGGUGCUCAUGGAAAACGAAAAGGAAGGCUUUCCCAUUACGGCAUUGCGUGAGAUUAAGAUCCUGCAGCUCCUCAAGCACGAGAACGUGGUCAACCUGAUCGAGAUCUGUCGCACAAAAGAGGCGAAAGCUAAACCCAGACAACCGUGGCAGGCACCUCAUGAGAAUCGCAUCAGUUCUUCAGCAACACCUUUCAACCGCUGCAAGGCCACAUUUUAUUUGGUUUUUGACUUCUGCGAGCAUGACUUGGCAGGUCUGCUCAGCAACAUCAAUGUCAAGUUCUCACUGGGUGAGAUCAAGAAGGUUAUGCAGCAGCUUCUCAAUGGCCUCUACUUCAUUCAUAGCAACAAGAUCCUGCACCGUGACAUGAAGGCCGCCAACAUCCUCAUCACAAAGGCUGGUGUGCUGAAGCUGGCCGACUUUGGACUCGCCAGGGCCUUCUCCUUGAGUAAGACUGGGCAGCCCAACCGUUACACCAACCGGGUGGUCACGCUGUGGUACCGUCCCCCUGAACUGCUGCUGGGGGAGCGCAACUACGGUCCCCCCGUGGACAUGUGGGGCGCUGGCUGCAUCAUGGCCGAGAUGUGGACCCGCUCGCCCAUCAUGCAGGGCAACACGGAGCAGCACCAGAUCAGCCUCAUCAGCCAGCUGUGCGGCUCACUCACACCCGACGUCUGGCCCGGUGUGGAGAAGCUCGAGUUGUAUGCCAAGCUCAACCUGCCCAAGGGACAGAAGCGCAAGGUCAAAGAACGGCUGAAGGCAUACGUGAAGGACCCCUAUGCACUGGACCUACUGGACAAGUUGCUGCACCUUGACCCAAGCAAGCGGUGCGACAGCGACAGUGCGCUCAACCAUGACUUCUUCUGGACAGACCCAAUGCCAUGCGACCUGGCCAAGAUGCUGUCACAGCACACGCAGUCCAUGUUUGAGUACCUUGCACCCCCACGACGUCGGGUAAUGCAGCAGCAGCCGCCACAGGGGCCCCACCACCCACCCAAGGUGCCUUCAGCCUCCGACGGGCAGUACCACGACCGCGUCUUCUGACCCGAGCCCAGCUGUUGUGCCUAGCCCUCCCCUCCAUCUUUCCAUCUGGUGUGCUUCUCCAGACUUGUGUCUGCAGACUUUCUGACGUGGCCCUUGUGUGUCACCAAAAUAUAGGUCUGUGGAAGCAGUAUCAUUUUCCAAAGAGCUCUCUCGACCACCUGUGAGACUCUGGACGCAGCAGCCAGUGUUGCCCCUAGUGGGGAGCCAUUAGUGCCUGUGCAGCUGCAGAAUUGGAGCACCCUCCGUGCUCGAGCAACUGUGACACUUGAAAUCGUGACCACAGCUAACUGCAUGCCUUGCCAUUUUCCGCUCAGUAUUUACAACUAGCUGCACAUGGCUACAUUUUGCGAGGGAGCAUGUUUAUACUCUCGCUAGGUGUGCAGAACAAUGUAUGUGCAUUGAUGUCGCCCAUCGGACAGAUGCCACCAUGGACUGGCAUCGUACUGGGCACCGUAAUUGUACCGGUACUCUGCCAUCUAAUGGCAGAGUACCGUUCCUGCGCUUGCGCACAUCUGCAAUUGUGCACUCUCUGGAAGCAGAGAUGACUGUGUGCACUCUCUGGAAGCAGAGAUGACUGCAGUCAGACAUGCAUGUAUGUUUGGCUGCACACAUACAACUACGUGCCAGCAUGUCGAUACCCAGCUGUAUUUGUGAUGACUUUUUCCGAAGUUGCACUAGGCAGCACAAGUGCAGACCAUUUUUAGUGCAUGCGAAGGUCAAUUUUUUAUUCUUUUUGUGAGCGUUUUUUUGCUGUCAGUUUUUUUUUAGUCCCGUAUACUUGGCAUGGAUUUUUCUCGAGGGGACCGAGACCAGUUGUAAUAUAAAGAUUAUAUUUUUUAUCUUGGUCUUGCUGUCUACCCUGUUCUCAGUGGUGUUUUCAUUUCCCAUUGCGUGGUGCAGGCAGCCUACAGCAGUAUUUCAUUGCCACAUUAGACAGGCUGUUAUUCAGGCUUGUUUUGUUAGCAUGAAUUAAAGGGAUACGGACACAAAAGUUGGCGUGUGGUUUUUU